AGUUUCAUCGCACCACUCCUGUGAAGGACAGCCCCAUGAGGACAGUUGAGGGUUAUACCUGGAGGAUGCUCUGGACUCUUACAAUGCGAAAGCAGCAGAGGAAUGCUGUUAUGGAUUUCCCAAGGUUGCAAUCUCUAUGAGAAUCAUUAAAGGCUACAGGGAAACAAGGACUGACUGUACAUAUCGUGGAGUCAUUUUUUCCUUAUUUAAAGGUCGCAGGGUGUGUGGCAACCCCAGUCACAUGUGGGUGCAACAAGCAAUGAAAAAAAUCGACCAACGCCAGUUUAAAAAGUCAACUCUACUAGAUUUCACAGAGGAACGACAACACAAGAAAAUUUCAGAUGCGAAAGCAGCAAAGGAAUGCUGUUAUGGAUUUCCCAAGGUUGCAAUCCCUAUGAGAAUCAUUAAAAGCUACAGGGAAACAAGGACUGACUGUACAUAUCGUGGAGUCAUUUUUUCCUUAUUUAAAGGUCGCAGGGCGUGUGCCAACCCCAGUCACAUGUGGGUGCAACAAGCAAUGAAAAAAAUCGACCAACGCCAGUUUAAAAAGUCAACUCUACUAGAUUUCACAGAGGAACGACAACACAAGGAAAUUUCAGACACAAUUUCUGCACCUCAACAUGAUUUCACAGACGAAGAAAGAAACACAGAAUUUUCAGCUACAAGUUCUGCCCCUCAACAGGAUUUCACAGAGGGACAACAACAACAAAAGGAAAUUUCAGCCACAAGUUCUGCACCUCAAAAGGAUUUCACAGAGAGACAACAACAAAAGGAAAUUGCAGCCACAAGUUCUGCACCUCAACAGGUUUCCACAGAGGGACAACAAAAGGAAAUUUCAGCGAGCUCCAUGAAGACAUGGUGUCUUAAGGUUGGAGAGGAAGAACUCAAGUGUCCUGCACAGAGCCCUGACCUCAACCCCACUGAACAGCUUUGUGAUGAACUGGAACAUUAACUUCACCCCGGACCUCCUCACCCAACAUUAGAGUCAAACCUCAUUAAUACUAUUGUUGCUGAACGAACACAAAUCUCCAUAGACACACCCCAAAAUCUAGUGGAAAGUCUUCCCAAAAGAGUGGAGCUAAUUAUAACAGCAAAAGGGGAAUAAAUCUAGAAUGAGACUUUCAACAAGUACAUAUGGUUGUGAUGGACAGGUGUCUACAACCUUUUGGCCAUAUAGUGUAGAUUCUUAUCUCUACACUAUUUUGCGAACUGCUCCACCUCCUUCCUGAACUCAGACUCAUCAUUGUUGCUGCUGAGGCCCAAAACUGUAGUAUCUUCACCAAACUUGAUGAUGUGAUUAGAGUUGUACUUGGUAGCACAGUCAUGAGUCAACAGUGUAAACAGCACAAACAGCCACAGCAAUUUGAAAACAAGAACGCUUUUUAUUUAUUAAAAGACAACACAUACCUUUUAUAUAAGUAUAGCGACAUUUAAUGUUGUUGACCAUCCACCAAACAACUUCUAAUCAUUAUCAGCGUGCUAAUCGCUGUCUCAUCCUCACCGAACCACUUCCCCUCCACCUCUAGAUUCUGUAGACCACAAACUGCAUAUUCUCUAUUGAAAGUAUUUUCCCACAAUGCUCUGCACUCUGUCUCUCUCACAAGUUCGCUUAUUCCUGUCAUCAAUUUUUUUUUUUUUCAAAUGCCUCAAAUCAACCCUUAGUGCAAAAUCACAUGAACAAUCACACAACUCGCAUGUGGAAUUUACAGAUGUGGUUUUAAGACAUUUCAUGUUCUGGUUUACAAAUUUUUCAAAUGGAUGUAAUGCAUGUAUUUUUAUUUUCA
This is a messenger RNA of Neoarius graeffei (lesser salmon catfish), 1784 nucleotides long. Its product is annotated as fractalkine-like. NCBI's taxonomy places the organism in Eukaryota, Metazoa, Chordata, Actinopteri, Siluriformes, Ariidae. Bases 137 to 952 code for a protein of 271 amino acids. The transcript is spliced from 12 exons. The record is from RefSeq and is a predicted model, not a curated record. Gene Ontology annotation, cellular component: extracellular region. Gene Ontology annotation, molecular function: CCR chemokine receptor binding; chemokine activity. Gene Ontology annotation, biological process: cellular response to interleukin-1; positive regulation of GTPase activity; cellular response to type II interferon.